UCUAUUCUUGUCAUCGGGCCUUGGAUAUGUAAAUACUCGACAUUUACCCCGAUGCUGACGUGUUGUGUAUCGGGUACUAUCUGCCUAUCCCCCUAUUGAUCCAGUCCACAUGGUCGUAGCACCGAGCCGUUUGACUUGAUCACGCUUAAUAACUCUCCCACCACCUGUUCGCUGGCCUUGACCGCGACACAGAAUCGCCCAGCGCGAACAGACAUGCCCCAGAGCGCACUCCUCCCAUCGCACCUACCGCAGGCACCAUGUGGCGCAGGACCUACUUCCUGCUGAUUCUCGUGCGCAUCUACUUUGCGCUGUCGCCGAGCUACCUCCACCCGGACGAGAACUUCCAGGGUCCUGAGGUAGUCGCAGGUCGCGUCUUCUCGUAUCCGGUACUCGAAACAUGGGAGUUCACGUCGGCGCAUCCCAUCCGCAGCACCUUCCCGCUAUGGCUCGCAUACGGUUGGCCUAUGUACAUUCUGCGCUGGCUCUGGGAAGGCUUCAGAUACGGGGAGGUUUCGCCGUCGGUCGUCUACUGGACGCUGCGCGUGCUGAUGCUCUCGCUGAGCGUUGUGCUUGAGGACUGGGCAAUACAAGAGCUGGUGCAGUCGCGGCGCGCCCGACGCGUCGCUCUGCUGCUGAUCGCGUCGUCGUACGUAACGUGGACCUUCCAGACACACACCUUCUCGAACAGCCUGGAGACGCUGGUUGUGAGCUGGAGCUUGGUCUUGAUACAGCGCAUUGUGGAAGAUAAGAAGCGCUCCGGCAUCUUAGCUUCCUCACUGCUGGGCUUCUUUGUUGUCGCAGGCACCUUCAACCGAAUCACCUUCCCUGCUUUCCUGGCUGUGCCAUCUUUCAGCUUGCUACCUCAUUUCUGGAGAAAACCAUUCUCACUUGUAUUCAUAAUCCUCUUUGCGAUCUUGACUGCGUUCCUAGCGAUCAGUGUCGACACGGCAUUCUAUACCCCAGGCGACUUCACAUUUGCGCAAGUUUUACAUAAUCCCGUCAUUACACCACUCAAUAAUUUCCUAUACAACUCUGACUCGGCGAACCUGGCCCAGCAUGGUCUCCAUCCUCGCUACCAGCAUUUCCUUGUCAAUCUGCCACAACUACUCGGUCCAGCCACCGCCCUUCUCUUCCUUCUCCGCCGAUCACAAAUCACCAUGACCUUGGUCUCCGCGCUCUCUGGCAUUGCGCUCCUCAGCGUCUUUCCACACCAGGAAGCUCGUUUUUUGCUUCCUGCUGUCCCACUGAUACUUGCAUCUGUCUCUCUUCCGAGAGUUCAAAGGAAGUUCUGGAUAUCAGCAUGGAUUCUGUUCAACGCCGUACUAGGGGUUUUGAUGGGCGUCUAUCACCAGGGUGGAAUCGUACCGGUGCAAAUGCACAUCGCGAAGACAAACGAGGCUGUCGGCCAUGCGUUCUGGUGGAAGACAUAUAGCCCUCCCAUCUGGCUCCUGAACGGCAAGAAUGAGGAACUCAGAACAGUCGAUUUAAUGGGAAUGUCCGGAGACAAGAUGCUCGAACAAGUGGGUGCCGUACUCCCGACAUGCCGCACUCGUAAACCCCCAAAGCUCCGAGACAGACCAGCUGUCUACCUGGUCGCACCCCGAUCGGCCUACUUUCUGCAUCCUUACCAUGACUCCGCCAAGCAUGAGGACAUCUCCCUCGAAGAAGUGUGGACUUUCCGGCGCCAUCUCAAUCUCGAUGACAUGGACAUUCCCAAAGAUGGGUUCUGGAAGACCAUGGGCCGCGUAGUUGGUGAUCGCGGGCUGGUCGUCUGGCGCGUCACAAGGAACUGCUGGUCUAAGCAGACCCAACCAAUUUCCUGACAAAUUACUUUUUUGGUGCCAGGCGCUCUGGGCUGAACGUAGAUGAUGGGCGCGAGCUAUCUUCUGGCUGGCAUGGAUUGCUUUUUCGGCUCUUGAUACCCUUUUGCAAAUAGGCUUUGUAAUAUUCACUCAAUGACUAUGUGAACCAUCUCACAC
Messenger RNA from Paraphaeosphaeria sporulosa, 1979 nucleotides. RefSeq lists its product as uncharacterized. The transcript has 4 exons. NCBI's taxonomy places the organism in Eukaryota, Fungi, Ascomycota, Dothideomycetes, Pleosporales, Didymosphaeriaceae. Gene Ontology annotation, molecular function: alpha-1,2-mannosyltransferase activity. Bases 258 to 1823 code for a protein of 521 amino acids. The record is from RefSeq and is a predicted model, not a curated record. Gene Ontology annotation, cellular component: endoplasmic reticulum membrane. Gene Ontology annotation, biological process: GPI anchor biosynthetic process.